GCAAGCAGACAGGGCCGCCGGGGGGGGUGACGCGUGGGCAAACGCUGACGAAGUUCAGUGCGACGUAGACAACGACGACAGCGUGCGCCGAACAUGGGCGGGAGGGGCGGCAGGGGAAGCACUUCGACUAGAGCGGUGCGCAGGCGGACGAGAUCGACGAUGACCUCUGCAGACGCGGAAGGCGAGGGUGAUGGGGAAGGAGGGCGGAAUUUGUGGUCCGUGGAACACAUGGUGGCCCUAAUCAGGGCGAAGCGGGAUCAGGACACCCAGCUGCAAGCGUCGGGACACAACUUCGCUCGGAUGCGGACAAGGGAGUGGAAAUCGAUGGACGUCCAGGAGAGGUUGCUGAAGGUCGGUGUCGACAAGCCGGCAGACAAAUGCGGGAAAAAAUGGGACAAUCUCAUGCAGCACUUCAAGAAGGUCCACGCUUUCAUGGGCAUGUCGGGGAAGGAGGACUUCUUCCAGCUGACGAGUCAGCAGAGGGCAAAGAAAGGAUUCAACUUCAACAUGGAUCGAGCCGUCUUCGAGGAGAUCAAAGGGGCGAGGGAGAGGAGCCACACUAUCAGUCCAACCAAUGUUGCAGACACUGGCGGGGCAGGGGGUGUGCAACUCCCAUCUGCACAGUCGGCGACUCCGGAAUCUGUGGGGGAUGGUGAAGCCGCCGGUGAUGGAAACGACGAAGACGACAGCUCAGCACGAGGUGGCUCACAGACGAGUGGUGGCCCGGCCAGGUUCGGGAAGAGGAAGAAUGUGUGGCAGCAGACAUUCGAGGCGUUGUCAGAGUGCAUGGACAAGCAUGGGGCGUUGAUGGCGUCGACGAUGGAGAGCGCCAGCAGGAGACAGUGCGAAACGAUGGAGAGCGCGAGCAAGAGGCAAUGCUUUAUCCAGAUUCGGCAGUGCGAAGCUAUCAAAGCGGAGGUGGAGAUCCAGAAACAACACUGUUCUGCCUCCACUGAAGUUAGCAAGCUUAUGUGUCAGGCGCUGCUGGAAAUAGCGACGGCUAUACGAGAACGGUAGACACGUGCGACCGCCGGAGAUCAUUGGUCGGCUGUAGCCGUCACAUCAUUGUGAAUCCGCUGUCGUCAACCGCAGUCG
Molecule: messenger RNA, 1095 nt
Organism: Chara braunii
Lineage: Eukaryota; Viridiplantae; Streptophyta; Charophyceae; Charales; Characeae
Source: the annotation of a GenBank genome assembly